Messenger RNA from Austrofundulus limnaeus, 903 nucleotides. RefSeq names its product spermatogenesis-associated protein 5. Gene Ontology annotation, cellular component: cytoplasm. The record is from RefSeq and is a predicted model, not a curated record. Gene Ontology annotation, molecular function: ATP hydrolysis activity; ATP binding. NCBI's taxonomy places the organism in Eukaryota, Metazoa, Chordata, Actinopteri, Cyprinodontiformes, Rivulidae.
GGACCAGAACUGCUGAGCAAGUAUGUAGGAGAGUCYGAGAGAGCCGUUAGAGAGGUGUUUCGGAAGGCGAGGGCGGUCGCUCCCUCCAUCGUCUUCUUUGAUGAAAUCGAUGCUCUGGCCAGCGAAAGAGGAAGCUCCUCGGGCUCCAGCGGCGUCGGGGACCGGGUCCUGGCUCAGCUCCUGACAGAGAUGGACGGCAUCGAGCAGCUCCGAGGCGUGACGGUGCUGGCCGCCACCAACCGGCCCGACAUGAUCGAUAAGGCUCUGAUGCGUCCAGGUCGCCUCGAUCGAAUCGUCUACGUGCCUCUGCCGGACGCCGCCACCCGACUGGAGAUAUUUUCCCUCCAGUUCCGUAGCAUGCCCGUGGCGGACGACGUGUCCGUCGAUGAUCUGGUGACCCGGACCAACAAGUACUCUGGAGCAGAGAUAACAGCAGUAUGCAGAGAGGCCGCCCUGCUGGCCCUACAGGAGGACAUCAAAGCUCCAAACAUCCAGGCCAGACACUUUGAAGGUGCCCUGAACGCCGUGAAGCCCCGGAUCCCCGACUCUCUCGUCCAAUCAUACGUCAGCUAUCAGCAGCAGCGCAGCGGCGGCCUGGGCUUCUUCUGAGCACGCCGUAAAAAAGCUUUCCAUCUGAGCCACCGUACAACGUCGACUGUUUAAACUCUGAAAAAAAUUGGUCUCAUUUUCUCUACGGUGUAAAUAUCUGAAGCUUUCGUGACUUUGUUUCAUCACAUUGUGGACGUUUUUAUUGUGUUUUUAAAAAUAUUAUAAAAACCGAGUAAAUUAAAACCUAACUUGAGAAGUGAAUAAAAUUCACAUAUUUUUAUCUGUUUUUGUUGAAAUAAUUUUUGUGCUCUUGUURAAGCUCAGUUUCAUGAAUAAAACUGACAAUUUGUUUUA